GGACCUAUUGGAGGAGAUGUGUUCCGGCCACUGUUGCCAGAUUGGGCGAGACAUCUGUCCCAAUCUGGCAACACUGGUUCCGGCACCAUCUUGCUUACGCCCAUCCGAUUCUUUUGGAAAACAGUUCGGGCGUGAGGGUCUGGGAGUUGUGACUAUCCCGGCUUUGAUCACGCAGAGAGAGGGGUAGUUUCAAGGAAGUGACGGACUGCACUCAGGGGGGGGGGGGGGGACUGGUCAAAGGAAGUUUCCUUAGCGGAGCUGAACGAAACUUUCCCCUGAGCGCCAACUGUGGACCCGGGUCUUCGGGAGAGCAGCGCCGCUCGGAUAGAAACAACCGUGCAGCCGGGAAAAGGACUCCCGUAUAUUUUGCUUCUGCGAGGGAAAGUUCGGAUCAGUAUUGGGAAGGGAUCGCAAAGGAAUUUUACUCCCCUUUUCCUCCCCUGAUCCUUCAGAUUCCCCUUUCGAUCCGUGAUGGGGAAGGAGCAGGAACUCCUUGAGGCGGCGCGCACCGGGAAUCUCGCCUCCGUAGAGAAGCUUUUAUCUGGGAAACGACAAUCUGCCGGGACUGGCAGUGGCUUAUCGGGGACUGGUGGAAGUGGGAACAGCAGUGGUCACAGUGCCGCCUCUCACCCGCUCUCUAGUUUACUCAGUAUCUGGAGGGGUCCCAAUGUGAACUGUGUGGACAGCACUGGAUACACACCGCUCCACCACGCCGCUCUGAACGGACACAGUGAUGUGGUUGAGGCGCUACUCCGUAACGAGGCCUUCACCAACAUCGCCGACAACAAGGGCUGCUACCCUCUGCACCUGGCCGCCUGGAAGGGCGACCAGCAGAUUGUCAACCUGCUGAUCCACCAGGGGCCCUCGCACCCCAAGCUCAACGAGCAGAGCUCUGUAGACCCUAGAGAGUCCAAACGAUGCGGGCCCUUUGACCCCUAUAUUAAUGCCAAGAACAACGACAAUGAGACCCCCCUGCACUGCGCGGCGCAGUACGGCCACACGCAGGUGGCGCGCCUGCUGCUGGAGGAGCUCACGGACCCCACCAUGCGCAACAACAAGUUUGAGACGCCGCUGGACCUGGCGGCGCUGUACGGGCGGCUGGAGGUGGUGAAGCUGCUGCUCAGCGCCCACCCCAACCUGCUGGGCUGCAACACCAAGAAGCACACCCCGCUGCACCUGGCCUCGCGCAACGGGCACCUGGGCGUGGUCGAGGUGCUGCUGGACACCGGCAUGGACAUCAACUACGAGACUGAGAGGGGCAGUGCCCUCCACGAAGCGGCUCUCUACGGGAAGGCGGACGUGGUGCAGCGGCUCCUCAGUGCAGGGAUCGAGGCCAGCAUCACGGACAUCAGGGGUCUGACGGCGCUGGACACCGUCAGGGAGAUGCCCUCACAGAAGAGCAGGGAGAUCGCAGCUCUCAUACACGGUCACAUGGUUGGAAAGCCUCCGGACCUGGACCUCCCUCCCCCGCCCAUCCCCCCACCUCAGGAGAGCCCCAGUCCCAGGAGGAGAGGUGAUCUAGAGAAGAUGGGUGAGCUGAUAUCUGGGAUGGCCUCGCGGCCGGAGGAGGAGAGCCCGUAUGAGGCCCUGUUUGAGGCCACGUCCUGCCACUCCCUGGACAGCCUGGCCAGCGGCAAGUCCUCCGACCGGGACUCUGGCCGGCCCGACAGCGACGCCGGCAAAAAGGAGCGCCUGGCCCACCCGUGUCACCCCGUCGCCGGUCACGAAGAGGAGAUGAGCUCGGAGGCGCUGUACACGCACAGCAGCAUCGACGAGCGGGGGGAGCCUGCGGAGGAGGAGGGGGACCACACGUACGAGCUGCUCUUCUCGGCGCAGACCAGAUCCUCGCCCACAAGCCACAAGACCCUGCCCACCAGAGAAGAGAAAAACACAGUGCACAGUUCCAACAGUGUCCUACCUCAGCACCGUAAAACGCCCGCCCCCAACGACCAGAGACCCCCGGGACACAAGACGAAAGACAGCCUCCAGCCGCCCGGGCCCCGGGCCCCUGGAGCAGACGUCUCCCAGCCCAGCGAGGAGCAGCCAGGGGCAGGUGUCCCUGAGCAGUUCACCGGCCUGCUCCACGGCUCCUCCCCCGUCUUCGACUGUCGCGAGGAGCCUUUCCGGUUGCCGGGGGUGACGGCGACGCCGACGCCGGCCAGCCAGCCUAAACCGGAGGGCAACGCGCCGGAGGCCAAAGCCCCGGAAGCAAAGCCUCCGACCAAAGCGAAGGCCCCUCCCACGGCCGCGCCAGCACCAGCGGCGGCGGCAGCUACACCGUCCCCGCCCCGGCCCAACAUGGCCGCCAUCCUGACAGACUUUGACCCCAAAGCCAUCUACGCCACUGUGAGUAAGGAGCCCCGGGACGGCGGCGGCGCCGGGGGGAGCCCCGCCGGCCGGAUGCGCCCCCCCGGGGACCUGAAGCUGGCCAGGAGCCUCUCCAAGUCGGACUCGGACCUGCUGGUGUCCCCGCCCGGCGAGGAGGACGGCUGUCUGGGCAGCCGCAGCGAGUCGGUGUCCAACUGCAGCGCGGGCAAGAAGAGGCUGGAGAAGUCGCCCUCGUUCACCUCGGAAUGGGACGAGCAGACCCUCAUGGCCCCCCCCAUCUUACGGCCACGGCGAUCUAAUUCUGUUGACAGCAUCGAGAAGAUCAUGACACUAAUCGGAGCAGGCAUCGAUUUCACCAGAGACCAGCAGUACACAACGCCAGGCGCCGCCGGCCGCCUGCUGGAGCAGCCCGUGGGGGACUGGCUGGAGCACGUGGGGCUGCCGCAGUACGAGAGCAAGCUGCUGCUCAACGGCUUCGACGACCUGCACUACAUGGGAAGGAAUGUGAUGGAAGAGCAGGACCUGAGGGAGAUUGGAAUCACGGAUCCCAGCCACAGGCGGAAGAUCCUCCACGCAGCUCGCUCCCUACCCAAGGUGAAGGCGCUGGGCUGUGACGGCAACACGUCCCUGUCUGCCUGGCUGGACAGCCUGGGUCUGCAGGAGUACCUGCACAACUUCCUGGCCAGCGGAUACCGAACACUGGAGUGUGUCAAGACCCUGUGGGAGCUGGAGAUUGUCAAUGUACUGAAGAUCGCCUUGCUAGGACACAGGAAACGCAUCAUCGCCUCGCUAGCAGAGAGACCCUAUGAGGAGCCUCCGGUCAAACCGCCUCGUCUCUCUCAGAUCAGGUGUCAGGACCUGCCCAGCUCGCUAAGCUCCUCCCCUCUGACUCACCUGGACUCCUACGCCGGGGGGCGCUCCAUGGACCUGCUUCUGCCCCUGCCCGAGUCCGGGAGGAAGAAGAGCGCCGACCUGGACCACGAGGCCGGCCAGCGGGCCCGCAGCGAGAGGCACAGGACCCACGAGCGGAACGAGGAUCGCUACAGGGAGCCCCGUCUGACCCUGCGCCCCCCCAGCCAGGCCGCCCCCUACGCUCCGGUCCAGAACUGGCAUCACCAACCCGAGAAACUCAUCUUUGAGUCCUGCGGCUACGAGGCAAAUUACUUGGGCUCCAUGCUGAUCAAGGAGCUGCGGGGCACUGAGUCCACGCAGGACGCUUGUGCCAAAAUGAGGAGAUCGACGGAACAGAUGAGGAAGGUGCCGACCAUCGUCCUCUCCAUCACCUACAAGGGGGUGAAGUUCAUCGACGCAGCCAAUAAGAACAUCAUCGCGGAGCACGAGAUCCGGAACAUCUCAUGCGCGGCCCAGGACCCAGAGGACCUGUGCACGUUCGCCUACAUCACCAAGGACCUGCAGACCAGCCACCACUACUGCCACGUGUUCAGCACCGUGGACGUGAACCUGACCUAUGAGAUUAUACUGACGCUGGGACAGGCGUUCGAGGUGGCCUAUCAGCUGGCUCUUCAGGCCCAGAGGGCAAAGCAGCACCACAGAGUUCCAGUGGGCCCCGGGUCAGAGGUCAUUGACACCACGUCGAGCCGGCCCGUACCUAAACCACGAGGAAGUGUGCGGAAAUCAGGGGACUCUCCACCUCUGGACAGUCGUUGCUGUGUCUGUUACACCUGCACCCCCCUUCGCCCCUCCUUACCACCACUGCCUGACUCCCAGGGGGACGGGGUGGAGCGGGAGACGGACGGCCAGUCCCAGGGCAGCGCCACCUGGCUGGUGGACCCCAAGGACGCCAAACGCACUAUCAGCACUAACUAAACACCUUGGCCAAACUACCAGCCAGUGUAAGAAGACAGGGGUGCGCCACAGUGCAUUGUGGGUAGGGUGUUUCAAAUGGAAAAGUGACCCACUUUCCCUGCAGCCGAUCGCAACAUCGUCUUGUGGGCCAUGCCUCCAAACCACAGCAUGAGCCAGGAGGGGUCAAGGAAACGCACCUGGGAGGAGGGGCCCUCUCACGGGCCCUUCACCCACUGACUUGAACUGUGCUUCAUUGGGUCUCUUUAGGGGUCUAUCAGAGUGUCAUCCAUGUUUCUCGUAUCAAACUAACUUAAAUAUCCAUUCCAUGAGCAAUGGUGGCUCUUGGUCGAGCAGCCCUAUAUACUCUGUCGUUCUUUUGUCUUUCGGCUCUCCUAUUUUAGCUCAUGUUUACUCCUUAAAGUAAGGUAUUGGUCCGAAAGUCUCUGUGUUGGGAAAAAACGAACAAGCAAACGCAGCAGAGGCUUGUCCUUUUCUAUUAUUCUUUUGUCCACGCUGGUUAUUUUGGUUUGUUUUAAGGGAACAGUUAAAAAACUAACACUGAAAUGUGAGAGGCUAAACUCGGAGGUACACCUGUCUCUUCGUAUGAACGACAUGUCCAACUGUUGUAGCUCAUCCUAACUGCCAACUCGUCGUCUGGCCUUCUAAUAAGCAGCUACGAGAGGGUGAAACACAAUACUACGGUACUAACUGGUUUUUAAUGACAGCGGGCAUCAUUUUUAAUUCAUUUUGUUUUUAGCUGUCUGUGUCAGACGAGGAUCCUUCCUGAGGCUGGGAACUGGGUCAGGAAGGAUUGGCGAUAACUUCUCCCCCCCGCCAGCCCUUUUGUUUACUGCAUCUGAACCCAUUUGAUUCAUCAAACCUGCCGUGCAGCCUGGUACCUCCUUUAGACUCUGUUUUGUUUCUUUUUAGCUGCAGAACAAUGGAGGCACUGCAUGCGUCUCCCAUCUGCCUCAGUGUGUGGACUGGUAGCGGCACUAUUUGAUCAGCUGUGUGUAUAUGGGUACCUAAAGGUAAAUCAGGUCGUUAGGAUGGAACGGUUGUAGAUGUGAUUCUCUGGUACAUUGUCUGCUGCUGCUCGGUGUGUACGUGGGCGUCUUCAGCCCCUCCCCCCGUAUAGGGUCCCCAAUAAGCUUUUGCACAUCGCUAAGGAUUUAGAAUAGGGACUAAUCAGAUAUUAAUAAUAAUGAUGAUGAAAAUAAUAAUAAUGACGAUGGUUACGAGGAGAAUGACGUUGUGCAUAUGGUUCUAGCAGUUUGUAUUUUGAUACUUGAAUGAUUUUUCUUUUAUAGAUAUCUAUAUAUAUGUAUGUAUGUAUGUAUGUAUGUAUGUAUUUUUUGACAUGUUUGUCAAGAGAGAGAAAAAGGACUACACGGUUCUACAUAUCAUUAAUAAAAAGCCUGUGAUUAAAAAAAAGACUAGGAAUAAUGACUCAGAGGAGGGACCUGACAUAAAUAUAUCUACAUAUAUAUAUGUAUAUAUAUCUGUGUAUAUAUAUAUUUAUGUGUGUGUGUAUAUAUGUAUGUGUAUGUAUAUAUAUGGAUCUGUGUAUGUGUAUAUAUAUAUAUAUGUAUGUAUAUAUAUGUAUACAUUAUUAUAUUAGUGUAUGUAUGUAUAUAUAUAUAUAUGUAUGCAUAAAUAUGUGUAUAUAUACAUGUAUGUAUACAUAAAUACACAUAAGAGAAGAUUGUAAAUAAUCUUGGGUCUUUUUUUUAUGGUUAUUAUUUUUCAUAAGUGUACGACUAAUAAAUGGCGAAAUCUGAAUGAUGCCGAUGAUCA
This is a messenger RNA of Gadus morhua (Atlantic cod), 5931 nucleotides long. It is a transcript of the gene anks1aa, whose product is annotated as ankyrin repeat and sterile alpha motif domain containing 1Aa. The coding region runs from base 472 to 4155 and encodes 1227 amino acids. Gene Ontology annotation, cellular component: cytosol. Gene Ontology annotation, molecular function: ephrin receptor binding. Gene Ontology annotation, biological process: ephrin receptor signaling pathway. The transcript has 29 exons. NCBI's taxonomy places the organism in Eukaryota, Metazoa, Chordata, Actinopteri, Gadiformes, Gadidae. The record is from RefSeq and is a predicted model, not a curated record.